CCAUCAACCCCUUGACUGGUCGGUUGCAGGGUACUACUCUCCUCUCUCUCCACUGCUUUCGUUUCUCUUUAUACAAUGCGCCUCUUCACCACCUCCUUGGCCCUAGCUGGCCUCGCGGGGUAUGCUCUCGCUCACUCGGGCGGCGUCUCACGACGCAAGUCCCUUGGCUUCGGUCCUGUGCACCCCCAGGCCAAGUUUCACUCUGCACAGCCAUAUGUUACGAGUAACUUCUUGACCACUGAAGACCCGUUCGAGAUUGCGAAGAGCUUUAUGACGGCCUUACUCGGUGACCAGCUUUCCGCGACCAACACAUACACUAUCCGGAAAGACUCGUAUACUGACAAGGCGACGGGCAUCACUCAUGUGUAUGUCCGCCAGCUCGUCGACGGACUCGAGGUCUCCGAUGGCGACAUCAACAUUAACAUCAAGAAUGGGCUGGUCUUGUCCUACGGAGACUCAUUCUUCCGCGGCGACAGUGCCUUGAUGCAACCCAUGACUGAGGGACCUCAUGUCGAAUACUGCCGUCAGUUAGGUGACGAGCUGUCAGAACGCGAUACUCUCGUCGAGAAUUAUAGGCGUCGUAUGCAGGCCUCCUCGUCUGAGCAGGUCACACUCAAUGGGGCCGCCGACGUCGAGUCCAUCUAUGGAGAGCUCCCGCACCUCUACCAAUCGAACUGUGCACACAAGGACCUUCCAUCGAUGAUGCCCGACAGCGGGGAUUACACCGAUCCGCGACACGCGCUCUUGCAGUUCAUGAUCGCUGCGACGCCGAACGAAGAGUUGGCGAGUAACAUCAAAGACCAAUACGAAGCAUACUUGCAGAAGAUGGUCAUCAGCUCGGAGCACCACUUCGUUGGCGAUCACGCAGCCACGGCUGCCGUGAUCAUCGACAAUGUUCCUGAUGCCGUCGCCCCCGUCAAGGCGAAGCCUGUGUAUGUCCAGGUUCCCGAUGGUGACAAGACUUCUUUGAUGAUGUCAUGGAGGUUCGAAGUUGAGAUGUCAGACAACUGGUACGAGACCGCCGUCUCCAUGCUCUAUCCGCACAAUAUCAUCUCGGUCGUGGACUGGGCGUCGGACUCACCCAUUCCCAAGAACCCGCCCGCACAACGCGCCCCCGCUACGUACAACGUCUGGGCGUGGGGUGUCAAUGACCCAUCGGAGAGCAGCCGCUCUAUCGAGAAGGAGAACUUCGAUUCAUUGGCCAGUCCUCUUGGAUGGCACGUGAUCCCAGCCGCGAGUGACCCGAUCGCGCGUGGUACCUCUAAGAAGGGCGAGUUCGUCAACACCACGACCACUCGUGGUAACAACGUCUUCGCGCACGAGAACUGGGAGGGUCUGUCCAACUGGCUCCAGAACUACCGCCCUGAGGGCGGUGAGGGUCUCGAGUUCGACUACACCUAUAAUCCCAAGAAGACGGACAGCACCGAUGCGAAGAUAGAGGCGCAGAAGUACAUCAACGCCACCAUCACGCAGCUCUUCUACACGACGAACAUGGUCCACGACUUGUACUAUAGGUACGGCUUCGACGAACUCUCCGGUAACUUCCAGCAGGACAACUUCGGGCGUGGGGGUGCGGGCAACGAUGCCGUGAUUGCGAACGCGCAGGACGGCAGCGGGUUCAACAACGCGAACUUCAUGACGCCACCCGAUGGCCAGAACGGACGCUGCAGGAUGUACCUGUGGAACACCGCGACCCCGUAUCGUGACGGCGAUCUCGAAGCUGGGAUCGUCAUUCACGAGCUGUCACACGGGCUGAGCACUCGGUUGACGGGUGGGCCGGCGAACUCGGGGUGUCUUGGCUGGGGCGAGUCUGGUGGAAUGGGCGAGGGGUGGGGAGAUUUCCUGGCUACGAUCAUCAGGAGUAACAAGGAGUACUCGGACUACCCAAUGGGUGCGUGGGCCGCUAACCAAGCUGGCGGUAUCAGGAACUUCCCAUACUCCCUCAAUGACACCAUCAAUCCCUCUUCGUACAAGACCCUCGACAAAUCCGGUUACUGGGGCGUUCACGCCAUCGGCGAAGUCUGGGCGCAGAUCCUCUGGGUCGUCUCACAGCGCCUGAUCGCCAAGCACGGAUACACCGACACACUCUACCCCCCGACGCCGCUCGCGAACGGCACCAUCCCCAUCGGCGAGUUCUACCGCCCGCGCGAGCUUGACGCCGCUGGCAAGGAGAAGCCGCUCGUGCCCGCGCACGGGAACUCGCUCAGCGUCCAGCUCGUGCUCAACGGGAUGAAGCUGCAGCAGUGCCGCCCGUCGUUCUUCGACGCGCGCAACGCGAUCAUCCAGGCAGACGAGGUGCUCACCGGCGGCGAGAACUACUGCGACCUGUGGAACGCGUUCGCGGAGAAGGGCCUCGGGAAGGACGCGAAGGUCGAGGGCCGCACGCCGUGGGGUGGAGGAAUCCGGACGAACGGCUUCGACGUUCCUGCAGUCUGCAAAUCCGGCAAGACUCCUGAGCCACCAACAGCACCCUCGCCUGCGCCCGGUGAGCCCGACGACGAUGACGACGGCGAUGACUGGCCAUGGGCUUAAACCUCUAAUGAUCUAUUCCAUUUCCUCGCGCUGAGGUUCCCGACUCGCAACGUAGAACGACGAUCUUAUACCUCUCGUAAUCGCGUCAUCUCGAGCCUCGGUUGGAUAUCACUACCACUCGCCAUCCCUCCCCAUGGACACUCGCAGUUACUGUCUCGGUAGAACGGCUCGGUUAGGAUUAGAGGGCUCUCUUUUAUUUGUUCAUGUCAUUUGUUCAUGCUCGAUCCAGUUACGCACGAUGCAGUUGGUUGUACGAAUAUAGUUUGGUUGACAUAUUG
This is a messenger RNA of Heterobasidion irregulare TC 32-1, 2810 nucleotides long. RefSeq names its product Metallo peptidase M36. Lineage: Eukaryota; Fungi; Basidiomycota; Agaricomycetes; Russulales; Bondarzewiaceae. Gene Ontology annotation, molecular function: zinc ion binding; metalloendopeptidase activity. The transcript has 7 exons. The record is from RefSeq and is a predicted model, not a curated record. Bases 76 to 2532 code for a protein of 818 amino acids.